This is a messenger RNA of Menidia menidia (Atlantic silverside), 204 nucleotides long. The record is from the annotation of a GenBank genome assembly. Lineage: Eukaryota; Metazoa; Chordata; Actinopteri; Atheriniformes; Atherinopsidae.
AUGGUUUCACCGCCCCUGGGGUUUCCUGUGGCCCAAAGUGGAGCCCUGGCUCCUCAGAUUUCUGGAAACACUAGCUGGGUGGCUGCCACCCAGUCAAAGGAGGAAGGACACAGAAGUAACAAUCACACGGCUCGACUGAUGCUCUUAAAAGUGCUGCGCUUCUUGGCCCUCUCGUGCUCGUCAUCAAACCCCUCCGACUGGUGA